UGAAAGCACGGGGCGGCCGGGGUGGCGACGGAUUGCAGGGCGAGGGGGUUGCCUUUCUCCUAAGACUGCUUUACAGUGCCCGAGUUCUCCUCGGACUUUGCUGAGGGCGUGAGGAGAAACGCGCUGCCCCGUGGCUGGCGCAGCCCCCGCUCUCUCCCCUCCCGACUGGACUGGCUGCCUUCCCGCUACUUUCGGCAAAGGGGCCCUUUCAGAGGUGCCGAAGCGCAGACGCGCAGCGCGGCGUCUGUCAAGGGGCCAGAUAAAUGCGUUGCGCAAAGUAAAGCGGGCGGCUGAGAGACAGCUGCUUAAGCGGCAGCGGUGACAGGAGGCUGAAGAGAACGAUGCCCGGGAGUGAGCCCUGGAGCUAACGCUUCCUCGCCCGCAGCAGCAGCAGCCGUCCCGCCGGGCCGCGCCUGCCUUGAGCCAGAGUAGCGCCGAAGGAGGAAAGCAUGGCGCGGGAACCCGGCUGCCGCUCCUGGCCCCUCUUCGCCCUGCUAAACGCGCUGCUGGGGCUGGUAUCGGGCCACCCGCAGUGCCUGGACUUCAAGCCGCCCUUCAAGCCGCCCCGGACGCUCACUUUCUGCGUGCAGUACUCGGACUUCGGCUGUUGCGACUUGGAGCGCGACUCCGCCCUGCUGGAGCGCUACUACAGAGUGAGCGGGCAUCUCGACCAGGCUGCCUACGCUGCCUGCUCCAGCCACCUGCAGGACCUCUUGUGCCAGGAAUGCUCCCCCUAUGCUGCUCACCUAUAUGAUGCUGAAGACCCUUCUACUCCAGAGAGAACUGUGCCAGGACUCUGCCGAGAUUACUGUGCACAAGUGUGGCAAAACUGCAGGUCCAUGUUCCGUCACCUUUCUCCUGACAAAGAGUUACUGGCUCUGGAAAACAACAUGGCAAAGUUCUGCCGUUACUUGUCCUUGGAUGAUACUGACUAUUGUUUCCCUCACCUCCUAGCCAAUGAUAAUCUUAAUCAAGACCUUGGGUUAGUGACUGCUGAUUCAGAAGGAUGCCUGCAGUUGUGCUUAACUGAGGUUGCCAAUGGGCUUAGGAAUCCAGUGGCCAUGGUACACGCAAAUGACGGAACUCACAGAUUCUUCAUUGCUGAACAAGUUGGCUUAGUCUGGACCUACCUUCCAGAUCGGUCACGGCUUGAAAAACCAUUUCUGAACAUCACUGAAGCUGUACUUACCUCACCUUGGGAAGGAGAUGAGAGAGGUUUUCUAGGUAUUGUCUUCCAUCCUAAAUUCAAAUUUAAUGGUAAAGUGUAUGUCUACUAUUCAGUUGAAGUUCAGUAUGAAGAGAGAAUCCGAAUCAGUGAGUUCAGAAUUUCUCCUGGUGACAUGAAUUCUGUGGACCAUGGUUCUGAAAGGAUAAUUCUUGAGAUAGAAGAACCAGCUUCGAAUCAUAAUGGAGGGGAACUGCUGUUUGGAGAUGAUGGCUAUCUUUAUAUCUUCACUGGAGAUGGGGGAAUGGCUGGUGAUCCUUUUGGGUCAUUUGGAAAUGCUCAAAACAAGUCAACACUGUUAGGCAAAGUGCUCCGGAUCAAUGUGGACAACAAUGACCAUGGGCCUCUUUAUCGAAUCCCUCCUGACAAUCCUUUUAUUAAUGAACCAAAAGCACGGCCUGAAGUCUAUGCUUAUGGGGCAAGAAAUAUGUGGCGCUGCUCGUUUGAUAGAGGUGACCCUUACACAAAGGAAGGGAAAGGACGGCUUUUCUGUGGUGAUGUGGGACAGAAUAAAUUUGAAGAAAUUGACAUUGUAGAGAAAGGAAAAAAUUACGGCUGGAGAGCAAGGGAAGGGUUUAGCUGUUACGACAAAAAGCUUUGCACCAAUUCCUCAUUAGAUGAUGUUCUUCCAAUAUAUGCUUACCCACACAAAAUGGGGAAAUCAGUUACAGGAGGCUAUGUCUAUCGGGGUUGUGAGUCUCCAAACCUGAACGGGCUGUAUAUAUUUGGUGAUUUUAUGAGUGGACGCCUUAUGUCCUUGAAAGAGAACCGAGUAACUGGGGAAUGGCAGUACAAUGAAAUAUGCAUGGGAACAGGUCAAACUUGCAUGUUUCCUGGACUAAUCAAUAACUACUAUCAGUAUAUCAUCUCUUUUGCUGAAGAUGAGGCAGGAGAACUUUAUUUCAUGUCAACUGGAGUACCAAGUGCCACUGCUUCUAAUGGCGUAGUUUACAAAAUAGCUGAUACUUCACGGAGGGCACCACCUGGGAAAUGCCGCAUUGAGCCUCUACCAGUGAAAGUGAAAGGCAAGCUCAUGAAGCUUUCUCCAAAGGAAAAGCUUAUAGUUAAAAUACCAACACGGCGCCCUAAACUAACAGCCACAACCAAAGCCCCAACUAGGAGUAGAGCAACAGCAGAACCACCUCGAGCUACAACUCCAGACUGGAUGGAACAACUUUUGACCCUUCUGAGAAAUCAGAACAGAGUGCAGACAACCACAGCACCACCAAAAACAAGAGUUCCAAGGCCCAGAAAGGGUGGAAGGGCUGGGAGAAGAAGAGGUCAGAGGAGGAGAAAUAAGCCGACCAGUGCUCCCUCCCAUCCACGGAAUGGUGCAGUCCGAAUAAUGAAUGGCAGUGUGAAAGGGAAGAACCGGGGCAGGGUUGAAAUUUUUAUCAAUGGAGAGUGGGGCACCGUGUGUGAUGACUUGUGGACCUCAAAGGCGGCUGCAGUGGUUUGCCGCCAGUUGGGUUUUGCUUUUGUGAUCAGGGCGACCAAGAAAGCAGCGUUUGGUGAGGGGCAUUCACUUCCUAUUCUUCUUGAUGAUGUUCAGUGCACGGGACGCGAGAAGAACCUCCUUGAAUGCUCCCAUGCAGACAUUGGGAAGCACAACUGUUCCCACAAAGAGGAUGCGGGAGUGAUAUGUAGUCAUGAAGAUAUUUUUGACACUGAACAGUAGGAGAAGGGGAACCAUGGCAUGCUACUAAGUCCUGUCCUUAAAAAAAAACACUAUCAGACAUGUAUGGAUAAUUAACACAUCUUGAUUUAGAAAUCAUAAGGGUUCAAUACACUUAGGCUGUGACAUUAAAGGGGUGUUCUGCAAGGCUUAGGCCCUUGAGGGUCACUAGGCCAGUCACACAUCUGGUCCAUUUACUUCCCUUAAUGGUCCACUCAAUACCCACUGCUACCGCCUACUGAGUUAUAGGAGAGCAGGAGGACUCAGCUGGUUGGUGGUGGGAGUGUGCCUUCAAAGGGGCUUGCUCCAUUAGCGCAAAGCCAUUUACAAUGCAAAAUGCUUCAGUACAGAGCCUCUUUGAUUGUACUAAGGAGUUCCCAAUGAGGACCUCCCUUGUGCAGCCAAUCCCAGUGGGUUUACCUGUCAGUGCCAAUCAGCUGAUUAGCACUGACAGGGAGUCCUGCUUGCAAAGGAACUGUUGGGAGCUCUCUUUAAUUGUGCCUUUGUAACCACAUCUUUACCUGCCCCACAGCUGAUGUGACAUAUAUCAGGUGUGGGGCAGGUGGGUGUGGUUUGUGAGGAGUGGCCUCAAAGGCCAAAUUGGGAUUUGUGCCAUACCUAACUAGGCCAGUAGGCCAGAGGUUUCCCACUGUUGCUUUAUUGGCUUAAUUGGGGAUAUCCAUACAACAGAGUGGGGAACCUCUGACUCAUGGACCACCCCCCAGGCCAUUUUAUGGAAGCCACACCGGCCCACCCUACAUGAAUGCAUCAUACAUGAUGUCAGGGGUGGGGUGGGUAAGUGCAGCACUUCCAAGGCACAGUUGGGUGCUUAAGGUGGACUCCUAAUUGCUUCUUUGCUAGAACUAGGUGCUCCCCCAAACCCUUAUCAGUUGAUGGGCAGUAGGAGCACACCUUGCUCAAGGAAAGGAAAGUGGUGUCCAGUCAGUGGAAACUUCUCCCUCCCGGUUCACUUGCCACGGUGGUGGCAGCAGGAAGGGGAGAAAUAAUUAUCUGCCCCUCUCCUGUCGCUGUGGCCAUCAUCACCACUGGGGUAUAACAGUGGCAACAGCAGCAGUAGCAGGCCAAAGGCAAGAAUUCUUUCUCCCUUCAUUCCAACCUACACGAAGGGGAGAAAAAAUACUUGCCUUUGUCCUGCUGCGUCUGCAUUUUAAAGUGCAGGCUUUUCUUCCCUCCCUUGGUGAGGGAGAAUUCUUUCUUUUGCCCUGUGCUCCGUCAAUCCACCUGUCAAUCAUGUGACAGCAUUCUAUUGACAGAUGAAUGGCCCUGCCCACAUGUCAGAUUUGGCCCCUGAUAAGGAUCUGGCCCAUGAAGUCAAAAAAAUCCCCCUACCAUAUAAGACAUGUGAGGGAGGAUGUACUGACUUUAUAAUCCACCCAGAACAGUAGACAUAUUCAUUUAGGGAACAAAACGUCCAGGAGAAAUGCAGAAUAGAAAGUAAGAGUUUUGAUACCUAAAACCUAACUUAGCUGACUGUCCCCUUUACAGUUAUUCUAAUUAUUUUUCCUAUGCUUUCUCUGACCUCUUUCCGUCUGCUCAACUAUAGCUCAACUCUCCAUCCAACAGUCAUUCUCAAUGGCCACUCUACCUUUGUUACUCAGCGUGCUUUCAGACAGGUGUGUAUUGGGGGAUGGGCCAUGGGUGCUCCUCAGGCUUCUGAGUUGUCCACAUGACAUUACUGGUAUCAAACUGCCAGCCCUUUCUUUUUUUCUUUCCAGUCUUUCCAGGAAAAAUUUGAUAAGUUCAAAAAAGCUGAUGCCAACAACCUGUUUGCAAUGCCUGAACCCCAUGUUUACAGUAUUAAGCUUACAUCUGGAAGCAACUUCUCUGACUUCACCCAGCAUUACAUCAUAUUCCUUGGCUAUUAUUCUUCCAUCCACUCCUCUUUUACACAUGCCUACAGUAGAGCUAGUGUGGUGUAGUGGUUAGAGUGUUGAACUACGACCUGGGAGACCAGGGUUCGAAUCCCCACACAGCCAUGAAGCACACUGGGUGACUUUGGGCCAGUCACUGCCUCUCAGCCUCAGAGGAAGGCAAUGGUAAACCACCUCUGAAUACAGCUUAUCAGAGGAUUGCCAUAAGGCGGAAUCAACUUGAAGGCAGUCCAUUUGCAUUUUUUUUACAGUAGAGCCAUUGAAAUCAAUGGAAAGUAAGUUAGGCAUGAGUAACUUAACAUUGAGCCUACUCUAUGCAUGAUUAAGCCUGGAUCCAAUCCACUGUUUGUGUAUAUCAGAUGAAUAAAAGGAGUAUGUUGUAUAUAAACUGACUAUAUUUGUAGUCAGCGUUUGCUUGCCAUUUUACAAAUGGAAUAAUGUAUAAUUAACCAGCAGCUCUUUAAAAAAAUGGUUUCCAUUAUAAAUAAAAGAAUAAUCGUGUUGGAUAUGUGGAUAUAAAAAAAUACUGGGCAAACAUCCCAAGCUGAUUUAAUAUUAUUCUUUGAUGUUAAGGAUUUAUAUUCUGUGGUCCAUGUCUUACAAAAAAAGAUUAAUAGGCAUGUACAACAGCAGUACUCUGCAGGAACUCAGCUGAAUGUUUGGAUACUUCCACUCACUGCUUUUGCGUCCUCCAAUUCUAGCAACCAGUUAAAGAGAAUAAAAGUCUGAUCCAGCCAGUCACAUUCCGGUCUAGUAGCAACCCUUAUUUUAGAUGUUUGUGCUUUUUAAAGUGAGUGAAAUAACAGCAGUGGCACAGUAAGUGAAGCCCAGGGGAGCCUUGGAAACUGGUUGAGACAGUAAUCAAAACUAGGGCAGCAAGACUUUCCCCUUGUAAACCUGAAUUCCCAAAUUCUUCACAUCUUUCAGCUGAUGUUUUUUAUUGUGCUAUUAAUUUUUAUUUAUUUAUUAUUUGAUUUAUAUCCCACCCUUCCUCCCAGUAGGAGCCCAAUUAAUUAGAAAAUUAAUUAGUAAUUAGAAAACUGAAACACCAUAAGUGACUGGAAAAUAUGCAAAGAACAUAAAGGGCAUGACUAAGUCUCAGAAAAUAGUAAGAAAAUCCAGACUAAGGAUUGUCAAGGCCAAUAUGCGUUUAAUGCAUCAUGCAGAGGAAGGACAUGAGAACAUCAAAGCAUGAGUCAAGGGCAAGCUGGCCUAAAGCUUCACAUUUCCUGGAUUAUAUAGACCCAGAAGUAACAUGAUUUCAGCCAAUGGUGUUUGUAACUUUUUCUGCUCCAUUAAAUGUUUGGCGAAGCAAAAAUGUUUUAUGCAAGGAUUAAAGUGUUUAUUUGGAAGAGUUUAAAAAAACUUAGGGGGUUGCACAAUCCCCCCCCUUUAUCACCACAAUGUCUGAAAAGAUCACUGGUUGCCAUUUGAGGCAAAAUGACAGCUCCCCUUCAACUAUAAUUCAAGUGGAAAAGUUGUUUUCAAGUGCAAUCCUAUACAUUUUACUCAGAAGUACAUCCUACUGUGUUGAAGGGCCUUACUCCUUACUCAGUAUGUUUGGGGAUGCAAUCUAACACUUCCCCAAAAAGACUUUUCAAGCCUUUCAAAACAGCCUAAAAAUGUCAUCCGCACUACUCCCCGUCACCCACCUCAGGUUAGCAUCAUGAUAUGUAGCUUGAUAAAAUAAAGCUUCCAUGUUUGCUACCAGACAUAAAAACUUGACUGCUCUAUAACACUUUGAAAUACUAAAAGUUCAUUUACUUGGAAGAAAGAUUUGUAAAACACAUUCACAUAACCACAGUGCUCCAUUGGAUGUGAGUGUAGAGAUAAGUUUUCUUGGUGUAAGGACAUUCACAAAUUAUAAGGAAAGUUUCCAUAAGUUUAGUCCAGGGCGGUGACCUUGUAAGCCUCCAGAUGUUGGACUCCAAUUCUUAUCAGCCCCAGCAAGUUUGGCCAAAGUGAUGAUGCGUGUCAUAUUUAUUUAUUUAUUAUUUGAUUUAUAUCCUGCUCUUCCAGCAGGAGCCCAGGGCAGCAAACAAAAGCACUAAAAACACUUUAAAACAUCAUAAAAACAGACUUUAAAAUACAUUAAAACAAAACAUCUUUUAAAAGCUUUCAAGACAUCUUAAAAAAAAGAUUUAAAACAAAUUAAAAAAAAAGGUUUAAAAACAUAUUAAAAAGCAAUUCCAAAACAGACACACACUGGGAUAAGGGCUCAACUUAAAAGGCUUGUUGAAAGAGGAAGGUCUUCAAUAGGCACCAAAAAUAACAGAGAUGGCGCCUGUGUAAUAUUUAAGGGGAGGGAAUUCCACAGGGUAGGUGUCACAACACUAAAGAUCCAUUUUCUAUGUUAAACAGAAUGGACCUCCAGACAAGACGGUCUUUCAGGUAUCCUGGUCCCAAGCUUUGUACACCAAAACAAGAACCUUGAACUUGGCCCGGUAGCAAAUGGGCAGCCAGUGCUAUUCUUUCAGUAGCGGGGUGACAUGUUGGCGAUACCCUGCCCCAGUGAGCAGUCUCUCUGCCGCAUUUUGCACCAGCUGCAGCUUCCAAACCAACCUCAAGGACAGCCCCACAUAGAGAGCAUAACAGUAAUCCAGCCUGGAGAUUACCAGUGCGUGGACAACAGUGGUCAGGCUAUCUGGUCCAGAAACUGCUGCAGCUUUCUUACCAUCUGAAGCUGGUAAAAGGCACUCCUAGCCACGGAGAUCCCCUGGGCCUCUAGCAACAAAGAUGGAUACAGGAGCAGCCCCAGACUAUGGACCUGCUCUUUCAGAGGGAGUACAACCCCAUCCAAUGCAGGCAACUGACCAAUUAUCCAAACUUGGGAACCACCAACCCACAGUGCCUCUAUCUUGCUAGGAUUCAGGCUCAGUUUAUUGGCCCUCAUCCAGCCCACCACCAAGUCCAGGCAGCGGUCCAGGACUUGCACGGCCUCUCCCGAUUCAGAUGUUAUGGAGAAAUAGAGCUGGGUAUCAUCAGCAUACUGCUGACACCUUGCCCCAAAUCUCCGAUGACCACUCUCAAGGGCUUCAUAUAGAUGUUAAACAGCAUUGGGGACAACUGCCAGGGGGCCGAAAGACAGUCACCCAAUGCUAUUCUUUGAAAACGACCUUGGAGAUAGGAUGAGAACCACUGUAAAACAGUUCCUCCAACAUCCAUCUCACCAAGUCAGCCAGAAGGAUACCAUGGUCAAUUGUAUCAAAAGCCUCUGAGAGAUCAAGUAAGAGUAACAGGGUCGCACUCCCCCUGUCCUCCCGAUAAAGGUUAUCCAUCAGGGCAACCAAGGCUGAUUCAGUCCCAUAACCAGGCCUGAACCCAGACUGGGAUGGGUCAAGAUAAUCUGUUUCAUCCAAGAGUACUUGCAAUUGCUGCACCACAAUCUUCUCAAUCACCUUUCCUAAGAAGGGGGAAUUUGCGACUGGUCAGUAAUUGUCGCAGACCAAUGGGUCCAGGGUGGGCUUUUUCAGGAGCGGUCGAAUCACCACCUCUUUCAGGGCAACUGGAACCACUCCCUCCUACAAUGAUGCAUUGACCACACCCUGGAUCCACUUGAUCACACCCCCUUGGUAAGCUUUAAUAAGCCAAGAAGUGCAAGGGUCAAGAGGACACUUUGCUGGUCGCAUCAUCGCAAGCACCUUAUCUACGUCAUCAGGCCACAUCAACUGAAACCGUUCCCAAGAAGUUGCAGCAGACGUUGCACUGGACACCUUAUUGAGGACUACAGUAGAUGUGGAUGUGGCCUCAAGACUGCUAUGGAGGCAAGCAACUUUACCUUGCAAACAAUUCACAGUGGGCCUCUGAAGGGUCUAAGACUCCAUUUCCUGGAGUUGAUGUCAACAGACCUCUGACAAUAUGGGAAAGCUCCUCUGGACAGCUACUUGGUGAUGGAGGCAGAAAAGUGGGCCUUCUUCGUCGCCCUCACCCUCACACAGUAGGCACUGUUAUGUUUUAUUUGUGCCUGAUCAGCCUCACAGCACGUCUUUCACCACUUGUGCUCUAGCCGUCGUCUAGCCGGUUUCAUUGCCUUUAGCUCACUGGUGUACCAAGGUGCAAACUGGGCUCCACAAUGCCAGAGAGGACGCUCAGGGGCAACUGUGUAAAGAACCCAACACGCCUUGCUGUUCCACAGUGUGAUAAGGGCUUCAACAGGGUCAUCUGCUCUAUCUACUAGGAACUCCCCCAGGGCAUUCAGGAAUCCAGUGGAUUCCAUUAUUUAUUUAUUUAUUACAUUUAUAUACCACCCCAUAGCCGAAGCUCUCUGGGCGGUUUACAGCAAUUAAAAACAGUAAGUCUCUGGGGGCGGACCAUCUUAAUCUGUUCACCACACCUACAGGGGAGGAUCAGAGUCCUAAGUCUAAACAUCACUAGGAAGUGGUCUGACCGUGACAAUGGGGUGACAUCCACCACCUCCAUCUCCAGAUCACCCCUUCCUCCAUUUGGAGCAAAAACCAAGUUGAGCGUGUGCCCUGCUCUAUGUGUUGGGCUGGUGACAACUUGAGACAGCCCCAUGGUUGUCAUAAAGGCCAUGAAGUCCCGAGCUGGAACACUACAGGCAGCCUCAGCAUGGACAUUCAAAUCACCCAGGACUAUCGUUCUGGGGUCCUCCAAUACCACAGCCAAGAUGGCCUCUGCCAACUCAGUCAGAGAAGGUGCUAGGCAGCAGGGUGGACUGUAUACCAGCAGCAACCCUAGUUUACUGUCACCUGGGCCCGACACCAGGUACAGGUCCUCACAACCAUCUCCAAGACAAAGUGGUUUCCUGGUGACAGAGAUGGAAGUUCUGUAGAUUACAGCAACUCCUCCCCCCAUCCCUGCAGCCUGUGCUGGUGUUGCACCAAGUAUCCAGGUGGGCAAAGCUGGGUCAGAUCAACUCCUCCCAGCUCACCCACCCAGGUCUCGGUAAUGCACACCAAAUCGGCAUCUUCAUCCACAAUCAAAUCAUGGAUGAGUGUGGUCUUAUUGUGUACCAAUCUGGCGUUAAACAACAACACACACAGGCCAGCGGGCACACCAGAUGACCAACAAGGAACUCAUCCAUGAGAAGAGUGGCAGCAAGGAACAAGGCGCAGAUAGCCUUGCCCUCCUCUUCUAUGGUAAUUCACCACAUCCCCAUGGCUAUAUUUCCCUCUACCCGUGAUCAUUGAAAUUGGGGUGGCAUCACCCAUAUUUCUCCGUACUAAGACUCCUCCUAAACACCUGAUAUGGACCCAACACAAGCCCACCAACAAAGCCUGCCGGAGCCAAUUAUCCCCGUAGGCCUCUGCAAGGAUUGGGAACAGUCAUACCCAUUCAAACUUUUUCACACAGGGCCCAUCUACUCCCCCUCCUGUCUCACACCCAAGGAGGACCAGCCUUCUGCCAGUUACAGACUGUCAUUCUGAAGGCAUCUGGUGACUUUCUCCUACCAUUGAGUUCACUGCACAGGGUCUCACCCUGUGCAGGAACUACACAUGCACCACAUGCCCUCCCCACCACCAAUCUCCUCAAGAUUGGUUUAACAGAAAAUAAAAUUUAAAAAAGGCAAUAGAAGGGGGGUAGCAUCCUCACCCUCAUGACUCCCUAAGAGGCUCCCCAAGAGGUAACUCCCUUUGGUGUUUCCCCUUCGGUGGCAACUCUGCCAACAGCAGACCCGCCGCCCAAGGGCAGCUGGGCUUUUAUGCCUCCUGACCCAGCCAGCAGCUGAUGCAAGAGGCUGCAAGAUUAACUGCAGCCUCUCUCUGGAGGAAAGGUCAGGCAGGGGGUCCCAGUCCUUGCAGCACUUACCAGGGACUUCAGCUGUCUUGAGAGACAGCACCUCAAAGGAGCGAGCAGCAAGCACCCAGAUGCUCAGAUACUCACUCCCAGGGCAGGUCUUCUUCAGUCGGCUAGUGCUGCAGCUGAUUGAUUAUAUCUGCAUGAAUUUGCAUAGAAGAAAAAACAAUUCUAAAUGAAAAAAGCAGGCAUUGUUUGUUUUUAUAUGACACAUGUAUCAACCUCUUAGAAGCAUUCCCCAUUCUCAUAUAGAGAAUCUCUUAAGAUGCCAUCUCAAAUAUUUGUAUUUAAUUUUUUUUUUAAAAAAUCUGCUAAUUGGAGGUUCCCCACCCCUGCUUUUAGAUUGCCUUUUGUUGUUGUUAAUUAUGUGCCUCCAAGUUGACUAUGACUUAUGGCAACCCUAUGAAUCAGCGACCUCCAAUAGCAUCUGUUAAAAACCACCCUGUUCAGAUCUUGUAAGUUCAGGUCUGUGGCUUCCUUUAUGGAAACAACCACUAGAUGGCAAACCAUUACUACUUUGUUUAAGUUUAGUGAGGCAACUCAGUGAACCUGUUGCUACAAAACCAGCAGUUUCCUGAGGAAUAUUAAAGACUAACAGAUUUAUUAGGCUGCCCUCCAAAAUAUGUGUUGAAAGUUUUUUUUUACACAUUUCACCUUUUGAAAGACUAAGUUGUUCUGUGAACAGAAGGUUCUGUGAGCAGAAGUCAGCUCAUAGGAUCUCUAGAGCCAAUCUAGUAUAUUUAAUGUUUUAUAAAUAUAUCACAGCUUUUUCAUUUCAUUUCAUUUCAAUUUUUUAUUAAUUCUAGUUUCACAAUUUCCCUUUUUAAAUAAAUCCAUUUCUUUUACAUCCAUUUUUUAAGUCUUUAUUCUUUUGAGACUCACUUCCUCAGUCCUUUCAACUUAACUUUCAUAGUAUAUUUUUUCCACCCACGCGCACAACCUGUUUUUUCUUAUCUACCUGCACAAUCUUUAUUUUCAGCCCACUUCCCCAAGUGCAAUUCUCUUGAAUGUCUACUUUCAGUCUUUAGUUCCUUUUUAUUCCACUUGCACAAUUCUGGGUUUUUUUUAAUCAAUUACACAAUCUCUCAUUUUCUUUGCGCUCCCUUGGAAUCCCUUUGAAAUCUUUUGAACACAGUUUGUUAAAUCUUACCCAGUUCUUUCAGUUCUGCUUUCACAGAUUUCACAUCUUUCAAAUCCAAUGCUAUCUUUUAGCCCACUUAUGUCUGUUAAGCAGCCCUCAAUCAAUUUAUACACUCUCAUAGUAAGUAUAAAUUAAUUAUGCAACCUGCAACGCUUCUAAACUGAAUGGGUGAGUCAGCUGAACCAUUCAGUUGAGGUCUUCCAGAUCCCAGAUGCACAAGAGGCUGUAGGGCAGAGAUAAGGAUCCCGUGGCCCUCCAGCUGUUGUAGGACUCCAAAUCCCAUCAUCCCCAACCAGCACAGCCAAUGAUCAGAGAUGGACGCCAACAAAAUCUGGAGAGCCACAGGUUCCUCAUGCCUUCUUAAACAGGAAAUGCUAGUCCACCGUAGUGGCUUGUUCUCACUGCUUGCUCCCUUUUUUAUGAAGAAAAAUGUGACACAUAUUGUACAACCUGGUUAUAAUAUCCUAUUAAACAAACCUGAAUCCCAUAAUCAUGUGGCUGUGAGUUGAUUAAUUGAUCAAUAUAUCUGCAUAGGGAAAAAAUAGACCAAAAGGAAAAGAAAAAAAGCAUGCUUUGUUUUUACAUGAUACACACACAUAUGUCAUCCUCUUAAAAGCAUGUCCCAUUCUUGCACAGGAGGGAAUACCUCAUAAGAUGCCACCUGUUGUUGCCAUAAGUAUUUGCCCCUAUUGUAUCUUUCAUGCUGCUGUUAUACUUUGAAGAA
Rhineura floridana is the source of this 12414-nucleotide messenger RNA. RefSeq names its product HHIP like 1 (gene HHIPL1). Bases 450 to 2903 code for a protein of 817 amino acids. NCBI's taxonomy places the organism in Eukaryota, Metazoa, Chordata, Lepidosauria, Squamata, Rhineuridae. Gene Ontology annotation, cellular component: membrane. The transcript is spliced from 9 exons. The record is from RefSeq and is a predicted model, not a curated record.